This is a messenger RNA of Eruca vesicaria subsp. sativa (arugula), 564 nucleotides long. Lineage: Eukaryota; Viridiplantae; Streptophyta; Magnoliopsida; Brassicales; Brassicaceae. The record is from the annotation of a GenBank genome assembly.
AUGAAAAUUUCUCAGUCCAUCCUCGCUGUUAUCACUUUGGCAUUGGUCAUUCCCUUUGGCAACGCUUAUGAUCCAAGUCCUCUCCAGGACUUCUGUGUGGCUGUUAAUAACCUCAACAAUGGUGUUUUCGUGAAUGGUAAGUUCUGUAAGGACCCGAAGCAAGCAAAGGCAGAUGAUUUCUUCUACUCUGGCCUCAAUAUGGCCGGAAACACCGAUAAUAAAGUCAAAUCCAACGUGACAACAGUGAAUGUUGAUCAGAUUCCAGGGCUUAACACUAUGGGAAUAUCAUUGGUUCGCAUAGAUUAUGCGCCAUACGGCCAAAACCCACCUCACACGCACCCACGUGCCACUGAGAUUCUAGUCCUAAUUGAGGGAACAUUAUAUGUCGGUUUUGUCUCUUCAAAUCAAGACAAUAACCGUUUAUUCGCCAAAAUUUUGCAUCCUGGAGAUGUGUUCGUGUUCCCAAUAGGAAUGAUCCACUUUCAAGUGAAUAUGGGCAAAACUCCUGCGGUGGCCUUUGCAGGACUAAGUAGCCAGAAUGCUGGUGUCAUGUCAUCUAUUUAA